AUGCCCAGCGACGCGAUCGGCAUACGAUCCAACACGACCUCCAGCUCGGAGACCAUGCCCCGCGACGCGUCCAACUGGAUCGUCAAGACAUACUCGUCUUGUACGGCGAGCCCCUCGCUCACUGUACACGGCGAGCCCAACGCUUGCGAUGAUACCGCCAUCGACGUGCUCAGACGUACGUCAAUCGGCUCAUCCGCAUUGACGUCUGCCACCGCAUCGACAACGAAAGAGGCAAGAUCGUUGACGCCUAUCCUCAAUACAUCGCCGUUGCAUACGUCGAGCUCGUUGCUCAACGUGUCCGGCGCGAUGAGCACUCACGAUCAGGCCGUAGUCGACGUGCUCAGAAGCUUGCCAACCACACCCAAUCCGACAAGGCGCAAGACCAGCCCGGUCAAGGCACCGUCAAGCGACGCAGUCAGCGUGCGAUUGAGCACGACCGACUCGUCCACCAUCAAGACAUUGUCGCCGAGUAAAGCGAGCCCUUUGCUCGCUGCAUACGGCGAGACCAACACCGGUGGCAACGCCGCAAUCAACGUGCUCAAACGCUCGUCGACCAGCUCAUCGACAUCGCAGGCUGCACCAGCGUCGACCGCCUCUACGUCAACGGGAUGCAAGGUUCCGGAUUCGACACUGACCGUGUCGUCCAGCCUCAAGCACUCGGUCAUGAUGGACAAGAGCCUGGCGAAGGGCAGUACAUCCCACUUGAAGGAUGUACUGACUUUGUCAGCAUCGUCAUCAAUGAGUACUGUGAAUCGCGCGCAAGAUGUGCGGUCUCACUUGAGCUCAUACGAGCGGUACAGGCCCCCCGCACUACGUGAUCAAGCUCCGAUCCGUGCGCACAAAGAGUCGACCUCGGACGUGCGCGGUACAUCCCCCGUCAAGAUGCUGUCGUCAAGCACAGCGAGCUCAUCGACACCACUGAACACGUUAGCCUCGACAACACGCGAGGCUCGUGACAAGACCGCCCUGCGCGAGCACGACAGCGUGAAGGAACGCAGUACACCCAUUCUGUCGGAUGUACUGUCGUCCUCACGUCCGUCAGCUUCGUCGAAGACUAGGAAGCCGGGCAGAGCGUCAGACACCCAAACCAGCAAGUCGGUCAGCUUCUCGACAAACGAGAAGGCUGACAAGGUCAAUCUGGACGAGGACGAAGACGAGAAGGGCAGUACACCUGAGCCAGGUGUACUGACUUCUUCACGAUCCACGGCUCGUCCGACAUCGAGUACGAGUCGACGCAAUGGCAAUGGCGGAGACCUGCGCGGACGCAAGUCCAACCUCGACACAUCUGUGUCGAGUCCCUACACGUCAGGUACCCGCCGCACGUACGAGGAACCGACCUCGCACGCGCGCACGACCUCGACCACCAAGACCGCCAAGCGGGUCGUCGAGCAAUCGACGAGGCACAGUACGCCCGAGUCGCCGGACGUACUGACCUCAUCGUACUCGAUGGCUGAGCUGGAAUCAAGACGCCUGGCGCUCAUCGCCUGA
Fomitopsis serialis is the source of this 1488-nucleotide messenger RNA. RefSeq lists its product as uncharacterized. The coding region runs from base 1 to 1488 and encodes 495 amino acids. NCBI's taxonomy places the organism in Eukaryota, Fungi, Basidiomycota, Agaricomycetes, Polyporales, Fomitopsidaceae. The record is from RefSeq and is a predicted model, not a curated record. The transcript has a single exon.